ACGCGUGCGCGCGCGUUUGUUCGUCCGUUCACACCAUAUCCGUGCUUUUUUUUCAACUCGAAUGCGACGAAAAGAGCCGUCGUGGGAGCUCGCUUUGGAGUCUUUAGUUUUCACGCAAAUUCACGAAACUGUUCCGAUAGUGCGUCUGUGUGUCGGUGUGGGUGUGAUUCGCGUCCGUUAUCUCUUUCUGUGAGUAUCCUGGUAGUGCACGCUCCACAGGAUCUGGUUGUGGCAGUGCAGAAGAGGCGGAAGACCAGCGGUAAACGUUGGCCUAGUGGCCCAAGGGGCGUUGUGUGUGCCCUGAACCGACCACCGUUUCCAGUGACCUGCGACCGAUAAUACCUACUGUCGCCGAAAGGGGAGCGAGUUUAAUCGAUUUGAAUUGUGCAAAAAGAAAUCCUUGCUGCUGCUGGUGCUGCUACUGUGUCCUGCCUGUUGGUGUAUACAGUUGUGUGCGUUGGUGUCCUUGCAUUUGUGUGCGUAGCUAGUGGGUGUGUGCGAAAAGUCGAGAGAAAAACGCGAAUCUCCGAAAACCCCGAGCCAGCGGUGGCUGGCAGUGGCUGGCAUAAUCAAAUUCUGCUGAUAGUCCUGCUACCCGAGCAGCAAAGUUGGCCGUUGUUUUGUGAGAUGUAUUGCGAGAUGAGUUGGUGAGAGCAGAGCAAACCGAGUAGUAGUAGCACACGGCACGGAGAGCCCACGAUGCUCGCUCGUCUGAGCAGCGAGUGAUAACAACAGUGUCACAGCCAGCGGUGAAACAAUAUCAGUGAAGACUGAAGACAGAGCCUGACGCUGAUGCUUCACGUGCGGUUCACUGCGACAACCAGCAGCAGCACUGCGGAGGAGCAACGGCAUCAGCAUCCAAGGACGACGCACGUCUCUAGUAGAGCUUCUAGAGAGCAUAAGUAAGGAUCACCCCCUUCUCGAUUUCAGCGCGCAAAAUAUGAAGAUCAACGCAACCAAGAUGGCCACACCGAUCGAAGAGAAAGUUGAUCAGAACCUGAAGACGCGCACCGGGAUGGUGAUGAUAAGCGAUGGCAAAAGUAAACCGGAGCUCGCCCGCCUCCACCUGUCGAUGGAGAUGAUCACGAUCCAGCGGCAGGACACGAGCACACCCGCACCAACGCCGACCAAUGCGACGCAUCCACCGAUUGAAUCGAAGGAACGUAUGGUGCAGAUCACCCGGCAGAAGGUGGGUGGACUGGGCCUGAGCAUAAAGGGAGGCGCCGAGCAUAAGCUGCCGAUACUGAUCUCGCGCAUCUACAAGGACCAGGCGGCCGACGCAACAGGUCAGCUCUUCGUUGGCGAUGCCAUCAUCAAGGUGAAUGGCGAAUACAUUACGGCCUGUCCGCAUGACGACGCGGUCAACAUCCUGCGGAACGCAGGCGACAUCGUCGUGCUGACGGUGAAGCACUACCGAGCGGCGACACCAUUCCUGCAAAAACAAUUGAGCCGCGAAACUCCGGAAUCGGACAACGAUGCAACGUGCGCGGAGCUGAAGGCGGACGAAAACUGGAAAUCGGUCAACAGCAGCCGCCCGGUGUCCAUCAGCUCGGAACCGGAAAAUCGAUGGAUCGACCUAGUGUCCGUACCACUGAUGAUGGCGUACGUUACGCGGUACAUCUACGGUACGGACAAGCUGCGGCCGAAUGCGUUCGAAGUGCGAGGACUCAACGGUACCACGACCGGGAUCAUCCACUGUGACGAUCUGGCCAUCCUGAGCCAGUGGCUCAAGUACAUCACCGACAAUGUGGUCGGUUUGACCAAUCUGCAGAUGAAGCUGUUCAACCGCAACUUCCCAGUCGGCGAGCGGAUCGAGUAUAUGGGUUGGGUGAACGAGGGCGUCAUCAACAACCACAUCUCGUGGCAAAGCUACAAACCGCGCUUCCUGGUGCUCAAGGGUACGGAGGUGAUGCUGUUCGAUUCGCCGCCCCUCAACGUGACCGGGCUGACGAAGGCAACCGUCGCCUACAAGGUCUACCAGACGAUGUUCCGCGUGGUGAAGGAAUCGGAAACGGUCGAUUGCCGGCAGCACUGCUUCCUGCUGCAGAGCUCCGGCCACGAGCCGCGCUACCUGAGCGUCGAGACGCGCCAGGAGUUGCUGCGCAUCGAGAACAGCUGGAAUGCGGCGAUCGUGACGAGCGUCAUCAAGCUGGGCCGAAAAACGUUCGCCGUGUCACACCACGGUAAGACCGGUGGACUGACACUCGACUGGCAGGCUGGCUUCUCGCUGACCGAGGGUGCCGAUGCGGCCAUCAUCUGGCAGUACAAGUUCUCGCAGCUCCGCGGCUCCAGCGAUGACGGCAAGUCUAAGUUGAAGCUCCACUUCCAGGACCACGAGACGCGCACGAUCGAAACGAAGGAGCUCGAGUGUCAUGUGCUGCAAAGUUUACUGUUCUGCAUGCAUGCCUUUCUGACGGCCAAAGUCGCUUCCGUUGAUCCCACCUUUCUGAGCUCGAUCCAGCAAGCCUAGACGGCGGUAGGCUGCCCCAUCCCUGCGGCCAUGGCCACGCCGCGAACCGGCUGCUACAGAAGGUAAGCGCCUCGGAUGGCACGUGGACGCAAAGCGAGAACUAAAGACUAGGUGGCAUAGAGAGAGAGAGAGAGCUUAAAAUGGUUCAGCAAAGAACUGACGAUACGAUAAGGAGUUCUGUGGAUUGCGCAGCACCUGCGAGAGGACAACGCGCGAUACGACGCGCGAUACGACGCGAGACACAGUGACGGUGUGCAGAAGAACACUGAACUGGCCUGAAAUCAUGGUCAGUUCUGCGUAGUUUGGUUUGUCUUGAUUUAGCAAGACGCAUUAAUUGGUAUCCAGAGAGAGAGAGAGAAGCGGUAUUUGACGCUCUGAUAACAGGGUUCCCGGUGUUCGCGUUACCAAGAUUCCAGGAUUCACUGCACCUGGAGACAGAGACGACACUAAGGCACUCAUGUGUUCAGAACGCGGCAAUUAGACAUAAGAAAGCAGCUUAAAGAAUAGGUUUCAUUCGUUGGGAUCGUUGGCGCUAGGACAACUGGACAUUCGGACGCACAAUUGGACUGGCAAGUGUAUCGCGCAUUAAUUCAGAAAUGGGAACAGAAUCCUUCAGUCUCCAUACUGUAUGCAAAACUGCAACGAAAGGUUACUUACUUUGUUGAAACAUUCGAUUGUAGCGCCUCGAUAAAAUGGCUGCCAAGAGAAGUCGACAUUGUAGAGGGUCAUCCCCACAUUGUGAUUCGAUGCUAAUGUGGUCCAUGGCCUCGGCACUUGUCCUUCGAAAGGUUCUCCGAGAGCUCCGGCCCACUACCGGCCACUGAUUGAUGACGGUCAUUUGAAUUUUACCCAUUGAGCCGGCAACGUGACACCUGUGGUCCGAUAAGGGAGCCAGCGACGACCGAGCAUGGAUUGCUAUGCUUUCUGAUUUAAAGCAGGUGAAACCAAUGGCUCAUGGCACGCUACGUUGCACGCUUCAAGGCAUGGGAGAGCAAAACAAACCCGCCAUGCCCCCGAUGCCUGGACGGACUUUGAUUAAGGUUCUGCUGUUGGAUUUGUUAGAUUAUAUUGGUCACCCGAUAAGCCCAUUUAUUUGCGAUGGGGUGGGAGACCUGAUGGUCAUGCAAACCUUCGAUACCUGGUGGCAUUGACUUCCACGCUAAUAAAUCCGGAAAAGUUGAUUUGUCGCUGCAGGUCCGACUACGAAGAGGAGGACAAAUCCGAUUAUGCCCAGCUCCAGUGUCCUCCGGGGGCCCUGUUUGUUCCGGGGAGAGGACCUUUGGGGAUCGAUUGAAAAUUGAAUUAAAGCACAAAAUCACACGAACACACUCGGUUGAAUGUGGAUGUCCAGUUUGAAUUGCGAUAAUAAUGAGCUAAUUUGCAUUAAAAUCUGAGAAUCCAAAUGGGAAACGGCGCAGAGCUGCUACAGACACAGGGAGAGGAAGCAAACGCAUGGCUCUGUUUUGCGUUGGGAAGGAACUAAUAAGUAGCCUAAUGGAAAAGCACUCUCACGCAUACACAUGGCCCCGUACACGCACGCAAUUAAUACCCUCCACCCACCCGGCAAAUGGCACCACAUAGCAUAGCUAAUUAGAAUGUAGGAGAGCACGGCCGGGGGCGAGAGAAGGAAGGAUAGAGCGAGAGAUAUAUACACACCCACCAAAAAGGCGUUAAAGGGGCGAGCCGAGACAGAACUCGCAACGGCUGCGUGGUCCAGGAACUUUAAACCAAACUACGAAUAAAAAUUUAGCACAAUGUAGUGGACCGAGCACAGAUACCGAGUCGUCGGCGUAAGGUAACAAUUUAAACUUCGGUAGAUAGUAUCUUUGCCCCCUCUUUGGAGGUCCUUGAAAAUGAGGACUCUUCAGCCUGUUGCCACAGUAUCUAGUGGACAAAAGCCCCGUGUAAAGAAUGUGAUCCUCUGCAAAAGAAAACAAAAAUUACACCGAAUAUCCUCUCUGCUCUCCUACUUUCCUCUCCAUAUCUGCUUAUCAGUAUCUCCGCUUAUAUCAAAACACCGCGUACCACGGUACCGCGCGAGUAAUCCAAGCAAACCAAGCUCUAAAUAGACUUUUAUCUGUUAGGUGGAAAUGAUGAUGGAACAAAACAGUAAUCAAAAUGUAAUAGUAAAACACAGAAAAAAACAGACAUACACCCAACCAAAGCGAAAAGCAACAGAUGUUCAACAGAAAAAGAAAAAAAGCAUUACAGUAACCCAAUAGCGCCCAGUAACUCCCUGAAGUGCGCCAUUCAUGACAAGGCGCAUGCUACGUACAUUACCCAACGGCACUGACGACUGCCUGCAAGCUAUAUAUUGGAAGCACAGUGUAGCGCAGCGCAGCCUAAAAAGGAUGAUUGGCUGGCGGAGAGAUUGCAGAAACACACGCAGAGAUUGCAGAAACACACGCAGAGAUUGAGUGCAGAACGCAAACCAGACCAGAUAAAUUCCGAACCGAACCGAAAACAAACAAAAAACCGUGAGUCCUCGCGCGCAUGAGUAGAUUGGCUGGCUUUUCUUCUUCUUCUUCUGGCAUGAAAUACCAUGUUCCGUUGUUGCGCUCUUUUGUUACCUGUGUUUACCACAAGUUCUUAGACCGUUUGAUAGUUUACUCACCGUUUGCUAAGCGCUUUUUGCGUUGGUUUUAUUCUCCAUGAAAAUUUCUUUCUGGCUCACCAUUAGUUUACAUUAGUCCCUCUUUCCUUUUUUCUAUUGUUCGAUAUUUUUUCUCUCGAUUUUCUAGAUUUAAAACCAAUCUUCCCUUGCAUCACUCGCGAGGGUGAAGGGAAAGCUCAACGUUCUUUGUUCUUUGGGAGCAAACUCGCGUACAGGACACAGACUCCAGCGCAGGAGUGCACUUUAUCGUCUUCCCUUUGCCUUCUGUCUCUCUCUGCCUUUCUCUCUAUCUUUAUCUGAUCCGCUUUAAAUUACCCUUUUCGGUGCACUACAGCCGACAGCGAAGCGUUUGUUGUACUCUAAAAACAGAAAAGAAAAAGCGAACCGAUGCGAUACAAUUAUAUUUAUGUGUCUUAAUCCGCAAGCAUAGCAGCAUAUCACAAGUUUUUUAUGGCGCCAAAAGCAAGCUAGAAGGAGCGCGUAGGAGCGACGAGGAGAAGGAGAGCAGGAUUAAUGGAAAGCAAUGUCUUUGCGUGCCACUUAUUUAAACGUAGCUCUGUUGUUAUUGUAGUAUUCGAUGAUAAGGAAAAGGUUUUAUAUUUUCUCGAAACUCGAAAACCAUCUUUACCCCAAUACCGUUGAUCUGUUAAUGCUGUGAGAGAUUUGUUGUUGCGUGCAUAUGCGUUCUAAUCAUUUAUCAGGAGGUGGGAGGUGAGCAAGUGAUAAAGCAAAAUGAUCUGGAUGAAGAUGGUGAUGAUGGCUUCCUUAGCGAAUCGGUUACAAUCAGUUUCGGUGGCUUCCAGCGUGAAUCUCAUUCGUUUCGCCUUUUUAAACCAUCUACUACUUACCUUAACGAAUGCUUCCUAACGUUUCCCGGGUCAAUCCGUCUCCGGACCGGACUUAAGCACAUUCUGAGAGGUCUUUUCAGGAGAGAAGAUGAAGUAAUAGUAGCAGUAGAUGUAGCAGCAGCAGCCAUCACCACUUACUCUGACUAACCGUGUGAUCUUUUCGGUGAUGCAUUCUUCAUAAGAUCCCUACGGGGGAUGGGAAGCAAAUUAAAGAUUGAUCUUUUAAGUGGAGCAAACAAACAUAGAAACCAACAAAAUAUAUAUAUACACACAUUACAUAUAUGUAUAUUAUAUACUAAUAUUAGAUAUACACAUAUACAAACCAUAACUACACACAACUUACACAAAAAACACACAGUCAGUCAGUCUGUUAGUAAACCGCGUACGAUCACUAUUUAAGUGGAGAUCUCUCAUUUGUCUCCCGGUAGCAUACAAGCAUACGACGAGUAUAUUUACAUGCGAAGCACGAUCGAAGCACGGAUGGUGAUCGCUGUGGAGGGCUCCACAAGAUUUGUUCCCCAUUUUCAAAAUGCUUACUUCCUUCCGGUAGUACUUCCCCCUUCGUUCGACUCCACGCAUGAUCGUCUGGUUGAUGUGGUCCGUUUUGAUCCUUAUGAAAUCCUUAGAUCGCACGCUAAACCAAAUACACACAGAAACAUACACAUUCAUCGGCACAUUCUACUCGAAUGCACACUCGUCGGCCGCAAUUUACUAGGAAUGUUAAAAAUACAAAAAAAAACAAAAGAAAAAUCCAAACAUUUAAACUCAACCAUGCUCACGACUCUCUUGUUGCCGGAUUGGCUUAAUUUUCGGGAGGCAGAGAGAGGCCACUGGAACUGGAGGAUUACUGGGGGGAACCAAGAAAACGACAUUUGUGGGAUGGGGAGUGGGAUAAGCACUUAAGCAUAAGGGGCUUAGGGCUGCGCACGUGCUGCGGAUCGAUUUCAUUCGAAAAUUCUAAGUCAUUUUAAGGCCUGCGGAUUACAAAUUAAUGUUAAAUUUAGCUAGGUUAAUUGUAAUAUAUCUUUCCGGUGCGCUGACGGAGGUGCAGCUUUUUUGUUUGAGAAUGGGCGGUGAGGCGUUGUUGGGUUGGUGAAGCGAGGAGAUUGAUUGACGGCCCCGAUCGUUCCGUAGACGCAUAACUAAGUCGAUUAGUAGUGCCCAGCAGAAGAAGUAAUCGCCAAGCCACACGUGUACUCCCCGCCACACAUUAGACAAAACAAGAAAAAAAACCCCUAAGGAAAACCGACGCAGGGCAUAGGCCACGAUAAGUGCGCUAUUGCCGGAGGUCCAAAAGUGAAGGAGGACUUGACGGAGGGACACAAUGAUGCGGUGGUGCGGAGAAAGGAGAAAAAUCAAAAUUGAAAUAUAACGAACAAAUGGUCACCACUA
Molecule: messenger RNA, 7324 nt
Organism: Anopheles aquasalis
Lineage: Eukaryota; Metazoa; Arthropoda; Insecta; Diptera; Culicidae
Gene: Syn2
Product: Syntrophin-like 2
Cellular component (GO): dystrophin-associated glycoprotein complex; intracellular anatomical structure
Molecular function (GO): protein binding; structural molecule activity
Source: RefSeq, a predicted model, not a curated record